Messenger RNA from Clunio marinus, 351 nucleotides. NCBI's taxonomy places the organism in Eukaryota, Metazoa, Arthropoda, Insecta, Diptera, Chironomidae. The record is from the annotation of a GenBank genome assembly.
AUGUCUUUGCAAAUUGCCUCUCCGACAACGUCGACUGUUGAAGUCUUCAACGAUAUACAAUUGAAGAAAGCUCUAUUGGGAAUGCAUGAUGACGUUGUGAAUAGCUUGGGAUGGCACAGCAACACCAACAAACAGGAAAUUAAAUUUUCAUUUCGUGUCGCAUUCACUUUUGAGGUAGACAUAGAAUAUUGCAGUUUAAAUGGUGAAAGAAAGGAAAUAUUCAAACUGAAAUUUAUGCUUCCUGUGACGGUUCAUGAUGAUUCGAUUCAUAUGCUCUUUAAGUGGCAUUAUGAAAGUCAGAAUGAUCAAAAGGAGAAUCUCAAAGAACAUCAACUUUUCUGCUUUAAUUAA